Messenger RNA from Maudiozyma saulgeensis, 1251 nucleotides. Lineage: Eukaryota; Fungi; Ascomycota; Saccharomycetes; Saccharomycetales; Saccharomycetaceae. The record is from the annotation of a GenBank genome assembly.
AUGCUAAAGACAACUAGAAUGUGGUCUUCAAUUAAAUCAUCAUUUUGUGAACACAAAGUUUCAGGCGAUGCCUUAGCGGUAUCCGCAUCUAUCACUUCAGAAACUGGUAUAUUGAAUCCAGCAAUUGAUACACAAUUAAAAUUAUUGCAAGAUAAUAUUAUGAAUAAAUUAAAAUUAAAUGAUACUAUAAUUUCAGAAAAUUCAAUGGUUGCUAAUAAUACAAUUAAUCAAUGGCAUUUUCAUAAUUCAAUUAAUUGUGAAAAAAAUUCGCAAAUUAUUGAAGUACCAACUUUAUUAAUUCAUGGUUAUGCAGCUUCUUCCAUGUCCUUUCAUUUAACUUUUAAUAAAUUAUCAAAUGGUAUAAGAGAUCUUUAUGCAAUUGAUUUACCUGGGAAUGGUUUAUCCGAAACACCAUUAACAAAUUUUGCAAAAUCAAAUAUUAAUAAAAUGACAUUUAAUAAAGAUCAUUCAAGAUUUUCAAUGGUUCAAGAAGUUGAUAUUUUAAAAGAAAAACAACUUUUAAAUGAUUACGAAAAUUAUUAUCUUGAUAGAAUUGAUCAAUGGCGUAAAGAAAAUGGCAUUAAAAAAUUUAAUAUUAUUGGACAUUCCUUUGGUGGUUAUAUUUCAUUUAAAUAUGCAAUUACACAUCCUGACCAAAUUGAAAAUAUUGGUUUAAUUUCACCAUUAGGUAUGGAACGUAACAUUUAUUCAUUAAAUAAUAAUUUUAUUAAGACAAAAGAGUAUGAAAUAACUCAAGAAGAUCCUACUUCAAUAUAUUAUUCAAGAAAUUUUAAAGUUCCAAAUUUUUUAUUUAAUAAUCAACUUAAUACAUUAAGAUAUAUGGGGCCAAUCGGUGGUUCAUUAGCUAAAAGAUACAUCAAUAGAGCUUAUGUUAAUGUUCCAGGUACAGAAUAUCAUGAUUACUUAUACCACAUUUUUUAUAAGAGUGAUAAAUUUCCAAAGACAACAAUUUUAAAUUUUACAAAUAUGUUCACAAGAAAUUUAUUGGCAAAGGAUCCAAUUCUGGAUAAUUUAUCAAAAUUGAAAGCUCAUAAAGUUUUACUAAUGUAUGGUGAUCACGAUUGGAUGAAUGGAGAAGCUGGUUAUAAUAUGGCCACAGAAUUAGCACAAAAAUAUAAGUAUAAACCACAUCAAGAUGUGGAUUUUAUUCAAGUGCCACAUGCGGGACAUAAUCUGUUUUUAGAUAAUCCAAAUUUCUUUAGUGACCAAAUUCUUUCCUUCCUUAAAUAG